UAAACAUUGCUCGAUUUGUCCAAAUUCUGGUUACACUUUCCGUGCAAAGCACAUCACUCGCUCGAAAAGUCAAUGAAGCGUUUGCGCAGACAGCGAACGCGAACACAAAAGAAAACGCACGAUGUUGCUGCCCCAGGCUGCAAACUUACACUUUUACACGUCUAACGCGAUCGGCUUAGGUUUCGCCAACUGCUAGCACUUCAGGGAUGGCAAUUAGCUCCCAGGGCUGCGCAGUCGAACAUCAGCGUUUUGGCAUUCUUUUGCCCGCUAAACCGCCAGGGCUGCAAAAGAGGGUGCGUUCAGCAGGGAGUAACGAAAAGUGAUUACCGAUUCGAUGGGAUGGAUGUUCUAUCGAUAUACGAAUUUACAACGAAAUCUUUAGAAACUGUACGAAUCUUAAGUUAUUUCUCAAGGAAUUGUCUAGAUCUAUAA
Molecule: messenger RNA, 432 nt
Organism: Drosophila subpulchrella
Lineage: Eukaryota; Metazoa; Arthropoda; Insecta; Diptera; Drosophilidae
Source: RefSeq, a predicted model, not a curated record